CCUUUAACGCGACGAGACGUUGUAUCAAGUGUACGAGAAGAGAAACGUUACGACGGAAGUCGAGUGUGGAAAGAAGCCAGAGAUAAAUGGAGAAAAGAGAUUUCAUCCACGUUUGAGGAAGAUGCUCUUCCGGGGAAAAUGAAGGUUCCCUCGUAUCGGUCGAAUCGUCAUCGUCUUACCGGAGACUUAGUGGGCCUAUCAAGGAUACAAUCAUACGAGCUGGAGCAAAACGUAGGCUAAGCUAUCUCCAUUAGCUGAUCCUCAGAGUCCCUGCACGCAUCGUCGCUGACGACUUGUUGAUCCCAACUUGACCCGCGGUAAUCCUGCUGCCCGUGGUGUAAAUUAAGACGGCCCAACUCUGCUGAACCAAAAACGAAAUUAUAGAGAUAAAAUGUUGGUUGGGUUCAAGGAUACAGCAUCAAGUGUACAGUUGACUCGAAAAACGUCAAAAUUUGAAAAGUCAAGAAACAGAGGCUCAGGUUUUCAGCUGUUCUCGAUCCUGGAGCCGCGGAAUUUAAUCAAUACCUAGAUAAAGACAAAUAAAAAGCGAGAAGAUUCCUUACUUUUGAAAACUGUAACCGAGGUAGAAGUCCAGAGUCUCGGAAACUUUUGGCAGUGUCGUUAUAUCCGUAUCUCCAAUCGGAUGAUGGACUAUCUCAACAACAUGAACGCGAGCAGGACGGAGGAAAGUGGAGGAAGUCAAAACUUCCGCGACAAUCAAACCGCGUCUCAGGUUACCUGCGGCCUUAGAUACCGUAACUUUCUGCUACCAGCUGGAGAAAUUUGGUGCAACUGGGCUUGGGACUCGAUCUUAUGUUGGCCACCGACCAAAGCUUCCACUUCGGCGAGGCACAGAUGCCCGAGGGAAAACGGUAUAGAUACAACCAAAUUCGUGGAAAAACGGUGCGGUGAGGACGGGCAGUGGGAAGGUCGAGAAGGAUCGUUUGGUGUUCGCGGUUCCCCGGUUUCGGGGGUCCCCGACAACGUUCAUGGCGAACCCCACGGUUGGACGAAUUACACGCCUUGCUUCACCCCAGAAAUGCUUCAGCUCAUUCGCAAGCUCUAUUCGGGAAGCGAAGACGCUGCCAAGGUGAAAUUGGACAUCGCGCAGAGAACCAGAAACCUGGAAAUCGUUGGAUUCAGCGUUUCUCUCGCCGCAUUGCUCGUGUCUUUGGCGAUAUUUUGUCACUUCAGGAGCCUGAGGAACACCAGAACCCGCAUCCACAAGAACCUCUUCGUGGCUAUGGUGAUGCAAGUCCUAAUUCGCCUCACCCUGUACAUAGACCAAGCACUGCUGAGGACCAAGGCUACCGGAGUCAGUCGUGGCAUCGAAAACACGCCAGUCCUUUGCGAGGCGAGCUACAUCCUCCUGGAAUAUGCAAGAACGGCGGUGUUCCUGUGGAUGUUCAUCGAGGGGCUUUACCUGCACAAUGUUAUUACCGUUACCAUAUUCCAAGAGACAUCCUACUACCGGAUGUACCGUUUCGUCGGUUGGGGUUGCCCGGUUCUAAUGACCUUGGCUUGGGCUAUAGUAACGGCAUUUUACUACCACCCCUCAAAAUGCUGGUGGGGCUACAACCUGACCCUAUACUUCUGGAUCCUGGAAGGGCCCAGAAUGGCGGUUAUACUGCUGAACUUCUUGUUCCUUUUAAACAUCAUUCGAGUCCUGGUGGUGAAACUGCGACAGAGUCACACAAGCGAGAUCGAACAAGUUCGGAAGGCUGUGAGAGCGGCGGUGGUCCUGCUUCCGCUUUUGGGAAUCACAAAUUUGAUAUCCAUGGCAGAGGCGCCACUGGAUAAGGCGGUGUGGGAGUUCGCAUUGUGGUCCUAUUCGACCCACUUCCUCACUUCGUUUCAAGGACUCUUUGUCGCCAGCCUUUAUUGUUUUCUCAACGGCGAGGUUCGACUCGCGCUCAGCAAGACAAUAACAACGUACCUAUCGUCGAGAGGAACGGAUCCUCGUAACAGGAGGCAAUUAGCGUACAGCGCCUGCCAAUCUCAUCGCAUAACGGCAGCGAUAGAAUUUGAGGAUCACGAGAAGACAAAGGAGCCGUUGAAUCGAAGGAAUUGGACACGCCUUUGCUGCCGAAAAGGUGACGUUUCGGUGGCCGAGGAGCCGGCGGAGACGAGGGUCUGACCUCGGUGGUGCCGUGGAUGGUGCUUCGGAAGGGGUUGGGGUUGGCGGCACCGAGUCUACGUGGUGGACGGCCUUCAGGGCUGAAUUUUACGACUCUCAUCCCGACCAGGAACCGCAAUUGCGAACUUGAAGAGUGGCAGCGAUUUUUUUCACUGAUACCAGCCGCCAGUCCGGAGUCUCUUGAUUAUCUGCAGGACGGAUGAACGGACGCCGGUAGAUUUUUCCAAAAAGCUACGGGAGUGAGUGAACGCGUCCUUUCGCUUCAAGACUUCGAAGGUUCGAUAGGCGCCCCCUUAACGUGAUCCUUCCGCAGCUUUUGAAGGUCGCUUUUAAGUCGCUACGACGUUUCCAAGAUCGAUGCAGACGGACCAACGUCGUUGGGGUGAGAAGUUCUGCUCGAUUUAUUCUGGACCCGAAUUUCCACUAUCUGGUGGUCCGUUUCAUGACGAAGAUAAAGAAAAACCGAGAUUACAUCGUUCAUCUUCGAAAUUGGCCCAGCGAAAAUGCACCCAUCCUGCGAUCAUUAGCCAGUCCGCAAAAGCUCCGUGGAAAUCGUCGAGUCUAAAUAUAGAAGGGAAGGUACGCGGAUACUCAAGGAAUCAAUUCCGAGAAGCUUUCGAGGGUCAAAGUGGAGGAUAAUACGAUCAUUUUCAACCCGUAGUUGGUCAGCUAGGUCCCUUUUUUGCUCGCGGCAUUUAUACGCAGCGACGACGAACUGUUAACGACGAUACGAAAAAUAUCCCGACCAAUCUACAUAUAUGUAACACGUAAAGCGUCAAUUAUACGUAAAUGGGUGCUGUAAACCCGAAUGCAUGAUCGCCUGUAGCUAAGCAAACACCAGUACUUGAUUAUUUUUUAAAUUUCCUACGUUUCGCCGGCAUUAAGGUAUAAGAUUAUAUAAUCGAUAUUCAUGUCUGGAAUGAAUAAAUUUGAUGAGGGCAUUGAUAUUCAAGUAAGAAUAAGCGUACAACACUCAUCGUAAUCGGAAUGUAUUCAAUGAUUGGGGGAAAAAAGUUAUUCUCAAGUAAAAACGUUCUCAUCGCUCCCUCAAGUCGAUUCGGCACUCACAUCUCAUCUGGCUCGGUCUAAUCAGUCAUAAAUUGCCUCUAAAUUGGGGUCAAGUAGUGUUGAAAUUGAAUCGAGGAUAUUACAAGUACGUAACUAACAGAGGCAUGUUUAUUGUCAUGAAUUGUCAGUUGAUUACAGUUUACAACUCAGUGCCAAAUAUAUUUUCGAACGAUCUUUUAAAGUGUGACGGAUAUAGUGUAUUAUAUUAUUAAUUAGAAAAUUAUUUUUUCAUACAUGGUAAUCGGAAUGAGUGUGACAAUGUGCAUUGGAUAAUGCGUCUGAAACAAGGGAACACGAUGUUACAUGUUGAAAAUAAAUUGUUUAUUCUGCAUCGCGAAUCGAGGUGAAUAAGUAACCACGUUGCAAAAGAGUCGUGUAGUUUAGGACUAAGACGUAAAUAAUAAGGAAGAAAUCGAUACUACUAGCAGAUAAUACUGAACACCGAAUACUGCACAUCAACGAUAAAUACUCGAUUAACAUG
Neodiprion virginianus is the source of this 3686-nucleotide messenger RNA. RefSeq names its product PDF receptor (gene Pdfr). Gene Ontology annotation, molecular function: G protein-coupled peptide receptor activity. The coding region runs from base 644 to 2137 and encodes 497 amino acids. The record is from RefSeq and is a predicted model, not a curated record. The transcript has 16 exons. Gene Ontology annotation, cellular component: plasma membrane. Gene Ontology annotation, biological process: cell surface receptor signaling pathway; adenylate cyclase-modulating G protein-coupled receptor signaling pathway. Lineage: Eukaryota; Metazoa; Arthropoda; Insecta; Hymenoptera; Diprionidae.